GUGGUUACUCUGCCUAUAUAAACUGACAACAGCAUCCUCUGUGCUUUAUAACUGUCACAGGGGAGCGAAGAAAGAGAGAGAAGGAGAGGAGAAGAAGGAAUCUCACCAAUUGGCUGUUUCCUGAUAUUGAGACUUCCAACACCAGUUAGCAUGGAUACCACAGAGUUCCGAAAAAGAGGGAAAGAGAUGGUGGACUACAUUGCAGAUUACUUCGAGCAGUUAGAAGAGAGACAGGUCUAUCCUGAUGUGGAACCAGGAUACCUGAGACCCCUCAUUCCAGACUCUGCACCUCAGGAACCUGAGGGCUUUGAGGAUGUCCUUAAAGAUGUUGAAAAGAUAAUUAUGCCAGGGGUGACCCACUGGCACAGUCCAUACUUUUUUGCCUACUUUCCUACAGCCAGUUCCUUCCCAGCUCUUCUUGCUGAUGUAUUGUCUGGUGGCUUAGGAUGCAUUGGCUUCUCCUGGGCUGCAAGUCCUGCUUGCACAGAGCUGGAGACAGUCAUGCUGGAUUGGCUAGGAAAGAUGAUUAAUUUGCCUGAAGAGUUUUUAGCUGGGAAGGAUGGAGAAGGUGGAGGAGUCAUUCAGGGCAGUGCCAGCGAGGCUACUUUGGUUGCGUUGCUUGCUGCCAGAACAAAAACAAUCAGACGUGUCCAAUCAGAAAACCCAGAAUUAACAGAGGCAGACAUCAUGAGCAAGUUGGUGGCCUAUGCAUCUGAUCAGGCCCACUCAUCAGUGGAAAGGGCAGGAUUAAUUGGUGGAGUGAAGAUUAAAAAUAUCCCUUCGGAUGAUAAAUUCACUGUUCGCGGAUCAGCCCUAAAGAAAGUUUUGCAUGAAGACAGAGCUGCUGGUCUUAUCCCAUUCUUUUUUUGUGCAACACUUGGAACCACACCUUGUUGCUCCUUUGACAGACUGUUAGAACUGGGUCCUAUUUGCAAUAAGGAGAAUAUCUGGAUGCAUAUUGAUGCAGCAUAUGCAGGGAGUGCUUUCAUCUGUCCUGAAUUCCGACAUCUCCUAAAUGGCGUGGAGUUUGCAGAUUCAUUUAACUUUAACCCACACAAAUGGCUCUUAGUGAAUUUUGACUGCUCUGCUAUGUGGGUGAAGAAGAGAUCAGACUUAACAAAUGCCUUUAAAUUAGAUCCUCUUUACCUGCAGCAUUGCCAUCAGGAAUCUGGGCUUGUUACAGAUUACCGGCAUUGGCAGAUCCCUCUCGGCCGAAGGUUUCGUUCCUUGAAAAUGUGGUUUGUGUUUAGAAUGUAUGGAGUCAAGGGACUACAGGAGUACAUCCGUAAGCAUGUAAAACUGUCACAUGAAUUUGAAAAUUUGGUACUUCAGGAUAAACGAUUUGAGAUCUGUGCUGAGGUCACACUGGGACUGGUGUGCUUCCGACUAAAGGGCUCCAAUGAACUGAAUGAGGCACUUCUUAAAAGCAUAAAUGAAGCCAGGAAGAUCCAUCUGGUUCCGUGUCACCUGAGAGAGAAGUUUGUGCUACGUUUUGCCAUUUGUUCCCGCACAGUGGAAUCUGUCCAUAUCCAAUUUGCCUGGAAGCACAUCUCGGAGCUAGCAACUGAACUUCUGAACGCAUAGGACAAG
Messenger RNA from Gopherus flavomarginatus (Mexican gopher tortoise), 1590 nucleotides. RefSeq names its product dopa decarboxylase (gene DDC). Gene Ontology annotation, molecular function: pyridoxal phosphate binding; aromatic-L-amino-acid decarboxylase activity. Lineage: Eukaryota; Metazoa; Chordata; Testudines; Testudinidae. The transcript is spliced from 14 exons. Gene Ontology annotation, biological process: amino acid metabolic process; serotonin biosynthetic process; catecholamine metabolic process. The coding region runs from base 151 to 1584 and encodes 477 amino acids. The record is from RefSeq and is a predicted model, not a curated record.